GGAGACAGUCCACAUCAUAGCUCGUGCGCGGACUGGCGGGAUUUUCUCUCCAGCUACCCCGUGCGCGGACUUUUUCUUCACGGGACCUUCAGCGUGCACGACGGACGGAACUUGCACAACGCCCACCGAACGAGAUGGAGUGCGUGCCGUCCUCGAAGAAAAUAAUCCUCGCUCUGGUCUCGUGCGCUUUGGCUCUCUCAUCGUCGUACGCUGACGCGGACACCGCUAACGUCACCGGCGUGCAUGCCAAGACCCUGUGCAAGGAAGUUGCCUUCGGCUGUCCAUUAGGUUACGAGUGCAGGACGCCCAAUGAAGGCUGCCAGAGCCACUGCGACUGUUAUGACCCUGUAGCCAACGUGUCUCUGCCACAGGGCUGUCCUGUUCACAUCAAGCCGUGCGAGGAGGGACACUUCUGCAUGCCGGACAAGGCCGGCGAAUGCCACACUUGCAACUGUGACACUCCCUGCUCUCAAGCCACGGGUCGCUUCUCGUGCAAGCCCAAGGCGAACCAGGCGUGCACUCGCCGGAUGGCGCGCGGGAGCUGCCCCGUGUGCCAGUGCGAGGAAUGCCCGCCCAGGGUGUGUCCACGUGACUGUUACGUCAUCCAGCUGGACGCCGGCUGCAAGGAGGUGUGCAUCUGCACCGGCAAGGACGGCAUUCCGUUCGCCCUGCUCAACAGCGCCACCUACUCCUAUCAAUAAAGUGGAAGUAAAUAAAUUUGUAUCUCUGCUCAUG
Messenger RNA from Rhipicephalus microplus (southern cattle tick), 735 nucleotides. RefSeq lists its product as uncharacterized. NCBI's taxonomy places the organism in Eukaryota, Metazoa, Arthropoda, Arachnida, Ixodida, Ixodidae. The record is from RefSeq and is a predicted model, not a curated record.